CUCGUUGGCCCUGAAAAGAUGAGCGUCUUUUGCCUGAGCGGAGCGUGGCUGCUGGCGAUCGUGGUGUGUGGCGGCUGCACGCCAGCCCCAGCCGCCGAGGGCUCCCUCCCGAUCACCGGCGCCAGCUCCUGCGCGACCUGCGGGCUGGCCCAGCCGGACGAGCCCGGCCAGACCGACGCCCUGCUCCUGGAAGCCGUCAAGAAGCACAUCCUGAGCCGCCUGCAGAUGCGGGAGAGGCCCAACAUCACUCACCCGGUGCCCAAAGCGGCGAUGGUGACCGCCCUGAGGAAGUUGCACUCCGGCAAGAUGAGAGAAGACGGCAGACUGGAGAUCCCACAGCUGGAUGGCCAUGCGACCAGCUACACCAGGAAGGAACUGCAGGAGCAGACCUCGGAGAUCAUCAGUUUCGCUGAGAGAGACGAACCGGAAUCCUCCAAAGCGCGUCUGUACUUUCUGCUUUCCAACGAGGGUAACCAAAACCUGCUGGUGCAGCAGGCCAGCUUGUGGCUAUAUCUGAAGCUGCUGCCGGCCUCCUCCAAGGGAGGCCGGCGCCAAGUGACGGUGAAGGUGUCCCUGCAGGGCUCGGGCGCCGGGGCAUCGACCCGUUGGUCAUCGGUGGAGAAGCGGCUGGAGCUGAAGCGGAGCAGUUGGCACACCUUCCCGGUGACCGAGGCGGUGAGGGCGCAGUGGGAGCGGGGCCUGAGGCGCCACGAGCUGGAGGUCGAGUGCUCAGCCUGCGGGGCGGCGGCCGCGUCGCCGGUGCUGGUGGAGCGCACGGACGAGGCGCACCGGCCGUUCCUGGUGGUGCGGGCGCGCGCUCCAGACGCCAAGCACCGGAUCCGGAAGCGGGGCCUGGAAUGCGACGGCCGCACGAGCCUGUGCUGCCGCCAGCAGUUCUACAUCGACUUCCGGCUGAUUGGCUGGAGUGACUGGAUCAUCGCGCCCGCUGGUUACUAUGGCAACUACUGCGAGGGGAGCUGCCCAGCCUACAUGGCGGGCGCUCCGGGCUCGGCGUCGUCAUUCCACACCGCCGUGGUCAACCAGUACCGCAUGAGGGGCAUGAGCCCCGGCUCCAUGAACUCCUGCUGCAUCCCCACCAAACUCAGCACCAUGUCCAUGCUCUACUUUGACGAUGAGUACAACAUCGUGAAGAGGGACGUGGCCAACAUGAUCGUGGAGGAGUGCGGUUGUGCAUGAGGGCGUUUCAGCAGUCAACCCCCUCCAACCCAUUUUAUUUUGUUUUUUCCGUCAACAAACACUUUUCUCCCCCCUUGAGUGGUUAUCCUCCACGCUUGUAUUUCUCCAACCCUUCCCUUCUCUCCUUCCUCCUAUUGUUGACUUUUCGAGGGUCAAAUUUGGUCCAUUUGGAGCAGGCUCAGCGACAGCCAGCGUCUGACUUGGAACCAUCUCGGGAGCAAAGGUUGGACACAGUUCAACACGCAGUGAUGUCGCUUCUCUCCUAGUGCAUUAAAGACAAAACCCGGUGGAAGCACUCAAAUCCCUUUGAAGCACUGUAAAACUUUUUUUUAAAAAAAGCACAUCAGCAAUGUAUUUAAAUGGUACCAGAGUCACCUUUUUUUAAAAAGGUUUUUUUUUUAGUGUGUGGGGGAAAGGAUUGUUACUUUGCAACUUCGAGCAGAAGUUGAAACACAAUUAUUUAUGCCAAGACUUUUGUUUUAUGCUGUAGUGAGCUGGUGUGGAAAUGGUCGGACCUGAAGGAGCCAGCCUUGUGUUUUUGUUUUGCUUUCUCUCCCACUGUAGAGUUUACACAUGCACUUCUGUUUGAACCGUGGACGCACAGAAGUGGAAAAUAAAAGAGAAAAGCAUGUCGAUCUAACCGCUGAGAAACUUUUGAGAAACUGACCGUUACUCGCCAGUAAACAAACUACCCCUCUUGGCCGCCCCACGGAAAGUAACUUCUGGUCAACAAUCCAGGCAGCUCAGAACACUGGGGUCUCUGUUUUCUGUUCAGUCAACCUGACUGUGUCUCGGACAUGGAUAGGGGCGGUUUGAAUGACGACUUGGCGAAGAUUUCAACCAACUUCCAAAUAACGAAUCGACUCAUUUUAACACAAUUAUCCAUCAUCUGUGGAAUGCAACACGUUUAGCCCCCUUUCCCCCGCCCUUCCCGAGUCUGUUUUUCUCUUUUCCUACAAUGUGUUUUAAUCGUACCUUCCAUCCCCUUCUAGCCUUCUUUCUUUUACCAACUGUUUUCAGAUGACGAAUGAAUUCACAGUGGGCCAAAUGGGCGAUUGUAUUUAAAAGAGGUCCUUCAGCGAUAGCACGGUCCAAGAUCACUACACAAUGAAUGGAUGCAAUGUGCAUUAUUGAUCAUAUCUUGCGUUAAGAUGCUGGAGCUGCAUAGCACUUACAAAGUACCGAACGCACAUUAAGCACUUGUUCUGAACGCCUUGACGAUAAAAAAAAAUGGUACUUAAAACAGUGCACUUGUCAUGAAUUACCCAACUCCGUUCGUUUCUUAAUAAGUGCCGGUUGGGAGCUAUGCAAUGGAAGCGAUUGGCAGUAAACAGGUGAAUUUGUCGGAUUUAAAAUCUUUCCAAUUACUUGAAGCUAAAUCUUUCGCUUCCGGUAUACGGCGAAUGAUUGUUUUAUAAUAGUUCUGUUCGCGUUUUCUAUUUGCACUGAGAAGUUGCGUUGAUUAGUUUUUAAAAAAAAAACUGCCAUUUUUAAAAAAAAAGUGAAAAUAUUAUUUUUAUAGAAAGAAGAAGAAUUCUGGGGGGAGGGGUAAUCGAAAUGUAUUAUAAUAUCAAUGGAUUAAAUAACGGAACCAAAGAGGUCAAGUAUUUAGUAUUCUGUAAAUGUCAUCGGGCGGCAAGGCCGUUGAGAAGUUUAAUGUUAAGUGUGGCUGAUUAGCAAGGAAGAUGAAUAUUUUGUCAGCUUCAUGUUAUUUCAAUGUUUCAAUAACCCGUGUAAUUUAAUCACAAGCUAGCACAUUUUUUAUAUCCAUAGUACCAACCUGUCCCAUUCUGGCUGCAUCAUACCUUUAUUGUUAAAUGUGUGGUCAUUUCAAACUGGUUCAGAUUCAUCUCCAUUUACAGGCUAACAGCUGGACUAUUUGACAUUUCUGUACAGUUUGGCUACAAUAAAAAAAAAAGAAGC
This is a messenger RNA of Chiloscyllium plagiosum (whitespotted bambooshark), 3120 nucleotides long. Its product is annotated as inhibin beta B chain-like. Gene Ontology annotation, cellular component: extracellular region. The record is from RefSeq and is a predicted model, not a curated record. Gene Ontology annotation, molecular function: growth factor activity; cytokine activity. NCBI's taxonomy places the organism in Eukaryota, Metazoa, Chordata, Chondrichthyes, Orectolobiformes, Hemiscylliidae.